Molecule: messenger RNA, 217 nt
Organism: Trichomonas vaginalis G3
Lineage: Eukaryota; Parabasalia; Trichomonadida; Trichomonadidae
Exons: 1
Source: RefSeq, a predicted model, not a curated record
AUGAAGCAAGUUAAAUUCGUCCCACACCAAUCUGAAUGGACCGAUGAAGAGUUUCAAGCCAUCGUUGAAGACGUUGAGAACGACAUAGACGGCGAACUUGAAGGAGCUCAAAUCACAAUUGCAACCAAAAUUGCAGAGGUCAAGGAACAGAUAGCUCCACUUAAAGCUACCAAAGCUACUCUUGACCUCAUGGAUAGUUACCGUUUAGAUGUCAAGA